Molecule: messenger RNA, 544 nt
Organism: Racocetra persica
Lineage: Eukaryota; Fungi; Glomeromycota; Glomeromycetes; Diversisporales; Gigasporaceae
Source: the annotation of a GenBank genome assembly
UAGUAGCCGACAAAUAGAAUAUGCAAAUCUUAUAAAUAUAAUUAGUAAAAUUACAUCUACUCUUUGUGAAUAUAAUAUUUUAUUAGAUGUUGCUGUUGAUAGUGAUUUAAGUACUAAUAAAACACUUGCUAGAGAGAAAGUAAUUCAUAAAAUUUUUGCAGAUUUAAAAUAUAAAUCAAAAAUUUUAAGAAAUAAAAUAGAUUUUUAUACUAAAAGUGUCUAUGCUGCUAUUGCAAGAUACCAAAAUCCUGAUAUUGAAUCUCCAACUGAUAAUGAUUUGUAUUUAAUACAAAUUAAUCCAAAUUUAAUUGAAUAUACUCAAAAUCAAGUAAAUGAUUUUAAAGAAUUUUUUAAAAAAAAUACAAAACUUCCCCCAAAGCAAAGUCUAAUAACUACUAUUCGAACUAGUAUGAAUGAAUCAUUUAAUCGUAUUAAACUAAAUUAUGCUGAUAAAAAGAAACAACGAGAGGAUAAACAUAAAUGCAAUAUUGCAAAAAUUAAUGAAAGAAAUAUAGCAUAUACUAAUAAAAUUGCUGAAAUGUAA